Molecule: messenger RNA, 972 nt
Organism: Lizanozyma spartinae
Lineage: Eukaryota; Fungi; Ascomycota; Pichiomycetes; Serinales; Debaryomycetaceae
Gene: ESF2
Product: RNA-binding ATPase activator
Exons: 1
Coding region: 1-972 (323 amino acids)
Biological process (GO): small-subunit processome assembly; endonucleolytic cleavage in ITS1 to separate SSU-rRNA from 5.8S rRNA and LSU-rRNA from tricistronic rRNA transcript (SSU-rRNA, 5.8S rRNA, LSU-rRNA); endonucleolytic cleavage in 5'-ETS of tricistronic rRNA transcript (SSU-rRNA, 5.8S rRNA, LSU-rRNA)
Cellular component (GO): nucleolus
Molecular function (GO): RNA binding
Source: RefSeq, a predicted model, not a curated record
AUGUCGGAGUCAGAGUCAGGAUCAGAGAUAUCAGACAAGGGAGCAGAAUCCAGGGUUAUUCUGAAUGAGAGUGAUUUUGAAUCAGACUCUGAAGAUGAUCAAAAGGUGUUCAAUGUACGGAAGAAGACCAGCAUAAGACGGGAAGAAGCAGACAGUGAGGAAGAGGCAGACAGUGGUGAAGAAGCAGACAGUGGUGAAAAAGCAGACAGUGAUGAAGAAGCAGACAGUGAUAAAGAGGAACUCUACGAUGAACAAGAAGACGCAGACAGGGAAGAAGCAAAAGCCGAAACAACAAGCAAAUCAAAGAAAUUAUCACCUGAAAAGUUGAAGAAGGAACAGAAGAGAAUUAAGAAAACCGGUGUAUGCUAUUUGGCAUCGAUACCUCCAUUUAUGAAGCCUGCUAAAGUACGUUCUAUAUGCUCAUAUUUCGGACGAGUUGACCGACUCUUCUUAACUCCAGAAAGUCAAACCACUUACAAACGAAGAGUGAAAUACGGUGGGAAUAAGAAGAAAAACUUCACUGAAGGCUGGAUAGAGUUUGUGAAUAAGAAAGAUGCUAAACUAUGUGCUACCACGCUUAAUGGUAAGCCAUUCCCCGGUAAGAAGGGGAGUAGAUUCUAUGGAGAUCUUGUUAAUAUCAAGUACUUGAAGAAUUAUAAAUGGUCGGACUUGACGCAACAAAUUGCUACGGCCAACGAAGCCCGUGAAGCCAAGUUAACUCUUGAGCUAUCCCACCAAAAGAAGUUGAACUCCAAUUAUGUUCAAAACGUUGAAAAGUCUAAAACCAUCAAACACAUCCAACAGAAGCGCAAGGCUAAGGACUCCAAUGCAAAUAACGACGAAGACUCGGAGAUAAGAAGAGUGUUCAAGCAAAGAAGAGUCACCAGCACAAGAGCUGAUGCCAAACAAGAAUUGAAGGUUAAAGCACAGCCAUCAGAAAAGUUAACUGGUGUGUUGUCCCAUAUAUUUUAA